UCAGCACUGGUCAGCGCGUAAAACAGCCUGGUGUCCAUACUUGUCUACCUCUACAUCGUGAGCACGCUUGAAAAAUUUUAGCACGCGUUUCGGAUUCUGCAUGAUUUGUUUGCAGCGUGAGAUUAUCACGCCGUUCCUCGUACGAGAACCAGCGGGCGCGUUUUUAUCAAGCUGAUCAAAUUGCUGAGCUAAUCUGUCGAAACGUGAGGCAAAAGAAUCGGAAAAAAAGCUGAACGUGUCCGGUUUAGUUGUACACCGUAACAGGUCAAGAUGCAGGAAUCUCAGCCGAAAAAGGGCAAAAAGGGUAGGAGAAAGCGCAAUGAUAGCGAGGACGAGGACAUUGAACAAGUAUUGGCAGAAUUGGCAUUGGAAUAUUCCGGAGAAAAAUCAGUUAAAGAGAACAAAAUUGAAAAUAAAUCUGAAUCACAAAAUAACGAAAAUAUUGAUGACGAAGAUAAAAAGAAAAAAGGAAAGAAGGAUAAGAAGAAGGAAAAGGUUGAAAAGAAUGACAUUAAAGAUGAAACUAUAGACAAUAAUAAAGUAGUACCAGAAUCAAAUGAUAAUGAUAUGGAUGUUGAAGUUGAAGUUGAAGUUGAAGUUAGUACUGUAAAAACAGCGGCACAAAAGAAAAAAGAGAAGAAGGAGAGAGAAAAACAGAAGAAAUUAGCUCAGAAGAAAGCGGAAGCUGCUAAGGAAACUAAUAAAAAAGGAGAGAUUGACGAAGCAACCGAAACUGCAGUUCCUGAUGAGAAAAAAAAUGAUAAAGUUACAUCUGAAAAGAAACAGGGUAGUGUAGAAAUUGACGGUGAUGCUGUCGAAGCUGAGGAUGGUUCGAAGAAGAAAAAGAAAAAAGGUGCUAAGGAAGAAACAAAGGAGAAAGGUAAAGGUCCUGGGAAGAAAACUCUUGCUGCUAUGCAGGAGACUUUAAGGAAAUUAAAGGAAGAGGAGGAGAGAUUAAAACGUGAAGAAGAGGAAAGAAUGAAACAAGAAGAAAUACGAGAGCAGGCAAGAUUGGAACAAUUGCGACUUGAGCAAGAGCGCAAGGAAAAAAAGAAGCUAAAGGAGAAACAACGAAAAGAGAGAUUGAAAGCGGAAGGAAAAUUCCUAACUACGAAACAGAAACAGGAUAGAGCCAGAGCGCAAGCGAUGCUUGAAGCGCUCAAAGCUCAGGGUCUUGAGUUGCCGGAUGUAGGAGAGAAAAAACCUAGACCAGGGACACGAAUUAAGCCGAACAAAAUGAAGCAGCAAGUUAGUGUAGAGAAAAAAGAGGAAGAAAAGAUUGAGGACAAUGAAACACCUGCGGCUCAAGUACAAGUAGAAAUUGUGGAUAAACCAGAGGAGGAAAAGGAGAAGAAAGAGGAAGAUGACGUCAAGGAUUCGUGGGACGCCGACUCUACCGAAGAUGAACAGGAAGAAGAGGAUAAAUCAGACGACGUUCCCAAAAUAUCUGAAAAAGCGAAAGAACCUGUUCAAGUAUCGAGUAUGACUGAAUUGGAAAAGAAGGAGUCUUCCGAAAGUGAAACGGAAAGCGAGAGCGAGAGUGAACCUGAGUUCGAGGACGAGAGCGACGAAGGUAGCGAGGAGGUGGAGGAUAAAAUACCAGACGCUGCACGUAAGAAGGAACGUGCGAGAGAACGGAUUCAGAAUCGUCGCAUAGAAGCUGAGAAGAAGAAGUCUUUGGACAACUUGAGAGCAGCUGUAGUUUGCGUCUUGGGUCACGUAGAUACCGGCAAGACCAAGAUUCUGGACAAACUCAGGAGAACGAAUGUGCAAGACGGGGAAGCCGGUGGUAUAACUCAACAAAUCGGUGCUACGAAUGUACCGAUUGAAGCUAUUCAGGAGUCAACGAAACAUGUAAAAGGCUUCGCUGACAAGAAAUUUAAAAUUCCCGGUCUCUUGAUCAUAGACACGCCUGGCCACGAGUCAUUUAGUAAUCUCAGGAGCAGAGGGUCUUCUCUUUGUGAUAUAGCAAUUUUAGUUGUAGAUAUUAUGCACGGAUUGGAGCCGCAAACUAUAGAAAGUAUCAAUUUAUUAAAAGCAAAGAAAUGUCCGUUUGUCGUUGCUCUCAACAAAAUCGACAGGUUAUACGACUGGCAGACUAUGAAUCGUAAGGACGUUCAAGACAUAGUGAAGAAUCAAGCACCUAAUACUCAGCGAGAAUUUGAAAGGCGAUCGAAGGAUAUUAUUGUACAGUUUGCUGAACAGAGUCUGAACGCAGCAGUGUAUUACGAGAAUCCGGAUCCUAGGAAUUACGUGUCAUUAGUUCCUACAAGCGCUAUUACCGGCGAAGGUAUGGGCAACCUGUUGGCUUUAAUAGUUGACGCCUGUCAGGGACCUUUGGCUAAAAGAUUGAUGUACAGUGAGGAGCUUCAGGCUACCGUGUUGGAAGUCAAAGCACUGCCUGGGCUCGGUACCACGAUAGACUGUAUUCUAGUCAAUGGAAUAUUAAGAGAAGGCGAUACAGUCAUUAUAGCUGGCACGGACGGGCCUAUUGUAACGCAAAUUCGCUCGCUUCUUAUGCCGCAACCGUUAAAGGAAUUAAGAGUUAAGAACGCAUAUAUUGAGCAUCGUGAAGUUAAGGCCGCUCAAGGAGUAAAAAUUGCCGCAAAAGAUUUGGAAAAAGCCAUUGCCGGAUUGAAUAUGCAAGUUGCACAGAAACCAGAUGAAGUGGAGGUCAUCAAGGAAGAAAUAGCGAAGGAAUUGUCGAGCGCUCUUGGAAACAUACGCCUGGCGGAACGAGGAGUUUACGUUCAGGCGUCAACUUUGGGAGCCCUCGAAGCGUUAUUGGAUUUUCUGAAAACCAGCAAAAUACCGUACUCCGGAAUUCGUAUCGGGCCGGUCGUCAAAAAAGACGUCAUGAAAGCUUCCAUCAUGUUGGAGCACGAUAGCCAAUACGCCACGAUUCUCGCGUUCGAUGUGAAGAUUGAGAGAGACGCGCAGGAGCUCGCGGACUCGCUGGGCGUCAAGAUUUUCCAAGCGGACAUUAUUUACCACCUGUUCGACAAAUUCACCGCCUACAGGGACGAACUGAAGCAGCGCAAGCGGGACGAGAACAAGCACAUCGCCGUGUUCCCGUGCAAGCUGAAGAUCCUGCCGCAGUACGUAUUCAACUCGAGGGACCCAAUCGUGAUCGGCGUGAUGGUCGAGGCUGGAAUUGUCAAGGAAGGAACGCCGCUCUGCGUCCCGAGCAAGGACUUCGUCGAUUUGGGCAUGGUGACUAGUAUAGAGUACAAUCAUAAGUCCGUGGAAUCAGCCAGAAAAGGUCAAGAGGUCUGUAUUAAAAUCGAGCCCAUACCGGGCGAAGCACCUAAAAUGUUCGGUCGUCACUUCGAAGCGAAAGACUUCCUUGUCAGCAAGAUAAGCAGACAGAGUAUAGACGCCUGCAAGGAUUACUUCAGGGACGACCUGCUGAAGACCGACUGGCAGCUGAUGAAGGAACUGAAGACGCUCUUCCAGAUACUCUAGGACACGAGGAGGGUCGCGGCCGCGAAAUUGUCCAAGGGCCUCUCGUUUAUCCGGCGGUUGAUUGAGAAAAAUCAGUCGGUCGGCGAGUUUCGAUAUCGCAAGGGUUACUUCGGGGUGUUCCUUAACCCCCCUCCGUCAAACGUUUCCGCGAUUGAGUCGUCGUGCCGAUUGACACCGUCGCGAUAAAAUAUAUAUCGGUAACACAGUACAUUCGAUAUAUGUCUGCUUUCCAUUCCGAUCGCAGAUCGACAUCUCUCGCCCUUUCUCAUGCUCUUGUCGCAUACAAUCUUCAAGAGUACGCUGUGAAGAAAAAAUGCGAUGACAAACUCGCAUGCGCCGCUCGCGGAUUUCACGGGUAAUUGACGGAGCAUGCGCUAUUGUGUUGGAUUCCGAUCGCGUUCGGAAUAUUUACAGUAUCGCGAUUCGGUAUUCUUGAAUCUUGCCGACCGAGAAGGAGAACGUGAAGUUAGUUGCAUCGGAGAGGAGCUUCUUGGAAGUGCGCAAUCGUGAGAAGGAGAGAAUCACUCCGGAUGGAACGUCGCGGACAGCGACGACGUUGUAGAUACGCCGAACAGGGAAGACAGAGACAAGAGAAAAUGAGAGGAGAGGAAAGAAGAGAAGAAGAAGAAGAAGUAUAAUGCUGAAGAACAAAAUCGAGCGAGAACCUCGUGUGUUUUGUAUAUGUUAAUCCCUUUUUAUGAUAAACAAAGUAUUGCGAUCGGAAAAUAAAGACUACACUUUUUCG
Linepithema humile (Argentine ant) is the source of this 4210-nucleotide messenger RNA. It is a transcript of the gene eIF5B, whose product is annotated as eukaryotic translation initiation factor 5B. Gene Ontology annotation, molecular function: GTPase activity; translation initiation factor activity; GTP binding. Gene Ontology annotation, cellular component: mitochondrion; cytoplasm. Gene Ontology annotation, biological process: translational initiation. Lineage: Eukaryota; Metazoa; Arthropoda; Insecta; Hymenoptera; Formicidae. The record is from RefSeq and is a predicted model, not a curated record.